UCUAAAUUGGAUAGAACAGAUAGAACAUGAUGGACUUUCUCUUCAGAAUUCCUUUGAUUAUUUAUUUAUUAUCAUUUCAUUUCCCUUCAUGGGUAUGGACUGCAGAAAAAGACAGUAACACUUGCACAGAAGUAAAAACAUCAUGUGGCUGUACAUUUCUUCAGGGUCCUGCUGGAACGCCAGGAGUACCUGGUAUUCCUGGAUCUCAUGGAAGUCCAGGAAGCAAAGGAGACCCAGGAUUAAUGGGAAGCAAAGGAGAUAAUGGAGCGCCUGGUUUACCUGGGAAGGCAGGACCUGCAGGAGAGAAAGGACAGAAAGGAGUAAAUGGAGUACCUGGUUUACCUGGGAAGGUUGGAUCUGCAGGAGAGAAAGGAGACAGCAGUGGUGUAAUAACAGAUUGCAGUGCUGGUCCAAAAAACUGCAAGCAGCUGAUGGAUAGAGGUGAAGUCCUCAGUGGAUGGUAUACAGUCUACUUGGACAGCUGUCAGACACUGACAGUAUAUUGUGACAUGGAAACUGAUCAAGGAGGAUGGUUGGUGUUCCAGAGACGCAUGGAUGGAUCUGUGAAUUUUUACCGUGGCUGGAAGGAUUACAAGAAAGGGUUUGGAAAUCAAGCAUCUGAAUUCUGGAUUGGAAAUGACAACAUAUAUGAGCUUACUAAAACAGGCACCUUUCAGCUACGUAUUGAUGUACAUGAUUUUGAAAACAACACUGGGUUUGCAACCUACAAUGGAUUCAAGAUAUUGAAUGAAACAGAAAAAUACAAACUAAUACUGGGAACAAUGAUAAGUGGUGACAUUGGGGAUUCCUUAAGUGGCCACGCAAACAACAGAUUCUCCACACAUGAUCAUGACAAUGACUUGCAUUCAGGGAACUGUGCCAGCAUGUACAGUGGAGCUUGGUGGUACACAGCUUGUCACAAUUCAAAUUUGAAUGGAAAAUACCUAAAAGGAGAGCACAGUUCAUAUGCUAAUGGAAUAAACUGGAAGACUGGAAAAGGCUUGCAUUAUUCUUACAAGCUUACCGAGAUGAAGAUUAGACCUGAAUAAUGUGAAGGAAACAAUGAUUGCUUCAGAACAGUUGCUUGUAUACAAUAGCAGGUACAAAUAAGGGCAAUGAUAAUUCAACUAUGGUCAGUCCCAUCUACAGAAAUUUGCUGUUUUAGAUUCACAGAAACAGGACUUCAGGGAACCAUAUCCCUAUAAUAGACAUUCAGUGAUUUAACAGCUGAUAAGUUAACAAGGAUUCUUUAAAACAUACAUUCAAAUAUUUUAACUGUCUGCUUCUAGUCAUUAGACCUGAGAUUCUGUUUGCAAUGCAGUAAAGCAUUCAGAAGAUGGCAUUUUUACUACUUUGCUUUUAAUAUGCAUGUUUUAUCUUCUUUUUAAAAAUAAAAAAGUUUCAUUUUUAAUAUU
Molecule: messenger RNA, 1415 nt
Organism: Protopterus annectens (West African lungfish)
Lineage: Eukaryota; Metazoa; Chordata; Ceratodontiformes; Protopteridae
Product: ficolin-1-like
Exons: 9
Coding region: 27-1049 (340 amino acids)
Source: RefSeq, a predicted model, not a curated record